Molecule: messenger RNA, 795 nt
Organism: Scylla paramamosain (green mud crab)
Lineage: Eukaryota; Metazoa; Arthropoda; Malacostraca; Decapoda; Portunidae
Exons: 6
Coding region: 1-795 (264 amino acids)
Source: RefSeq, a predicted model, not a curated record
AUGAGCUUUUGUAAUCUUCCCUCCUCCUCCUCCUCCUCCUCCUCCUCCUCCUCCUCCUCCUCCUCCUCCUCCUCCUCCUCCUCCUCCUCCUCCUCCUCCUCCUCCUCUAGUGCUUCUUCUUCUUCUUCUUCUUCUUCUUCUUCUUCUUCUUCUUCUUCUUCUUCUUCUUCUUCUUCUUCUUCUUCUUCUUCUUCUUCUUCUUCUUCUUCUUCUUCUUCUUCUUCUUCUUCUUCUUCUUCUUCUUCUUCUUCUUCUUCUUCUUCUUCUUCUUCUUCUUCUUCUUCUUCUUCUUCUUCUUCUUCUUCUUCUUCUUCUUCUUCUUCUUCUUCUUCUUCUUCUUCUUCUUCUUCUUCUUCUUCUUCUUCUUCUUCUUCUUCUUCUUCUUCUUCUUCUUCUUCUUCUUCUUCUUCUUCUUCUUCUUCUUCUUCUUCUUCUUCUUCUUCUUCUUCUUCUUCUUCUUCUUCUUCUUCUUCUUCUUCUUCUUCUUCUUCUUCUUCUUCUUCUUCUUCUUCUUCUUCUUCUUCUUCUUCUUCUUCUUCUUCUUCUUCUUCUUCUUCUUCUUCUUCUUCUUCUUCUUCUUCUUCUUCUUCUUCUUCUUCUUCUUCUUCUUCUUCUGAGGGAGAGGAGGGAGAGGAUGAGGGAGAGGAGAGGGAGAGGAUGGAAAAGCAGCACUCACUCCAUAGUAUUCAGUAUAUCACGGGGAGCCAUCAGGGGGUGUACCGGAGUCUCAUACAUCACAGCAAACUAUCGUACUCCACUCCCUCAGGGCGCAACACACUCCCAACACUGCUUUAA